UGCUGUAAGUGAGGUCGACUGUGGCCAUUCAGUGUGCAUACCAGCCGCCUGGCAGUGUGACUAUCUAACAGAGUGUUUCGAUGGGCGUGACGAAAUGAAUUGUGAUGAUCGAUCCAUACAACUCAACGCUGAUGAGACAGCCCAAAUAUCCAUACCCUUUCCGAGCAGCUACCCAAGCAACAUCGACAUCAGUUGGGUCAUUCGAACGGUAUUUGGUCGGAAGAUCUUCAUCACUUAUCCUAACUCGGUAGCAAUAGAGGGAUCCUAUGUUUUUCGAGCUGGUGAUGGUACCGAUGGCAGCAUGUACCAGGACGUCUUCUUCCGGUGGAGUAGCAACAGCAAAAGGCCUCCGAACUUGCUCUCAAACGGAAAUUCAAUGUGGAUACGACUCGAACCUACAGGCAAAGACCUCGAUGCAGAUGCUCUGUUUUUGGCUUCAAGCGUGCCAGUGACAGAAACUGUAAUGUGUCCUCCUCUGGCGGAUAUUGACUGCGGGCAUGAUGUAUGCAUCACUAACGCGUGGCAGUGUGAUGGCCAAUCAGACUGCCCCAACGGCCAAGAUGAACUCAACUGUGAUGAAGAUCGCAUUGUUUAUAUCCCUGCAAGCGAGACAGCCGUACUGAGGUCCACACUGUACCCUGACAACUAUCCCCACAGCCUCGACAUCACCUGGGUCCUGACAACGGAAGAAGACCUCAAGUUUCUCAUCUCAGUUCUAGACUUUGAAACCCAACGAAGUGGAGACUAUCUCCGUGCUGGCGAUGGAAACAAUACGGAUAACGGCGAGUUCUUCGUUUGGCAUGGGUCCAAACAACCACCAGAUUUGCUCUCUGGUGGAAAUCAGAUGUGGCUGAGAUUCACCUCGAAUAGUUACUCAAGUCGCGAUGGCUUUGAACUAUCGGCUUCUAGUGUUCCAUCAACUGAAACUUUAACGUGUCCUCCUCUGGCGGAUAUUGACUGCGGGCAUGAUGUAUGCAUCACUAACGCGUGGCAGUGUGAUGGCCAAUCAGACUGCCUCAACGGCCAAGAUGAACUCAACUGUGAUAAAGAUCGCAUUGUUUAUAUCCCUGCAAGUGAGACAGCCAUACUGAGGUCCACACUGUACCCUGAUAAUUACUAUCCAAACAACCUCGACAUCACCUGGCUCCUGACCACAGAAGAAGAGCUCAAGUUUCUGAUCACAUUCCUAGAAUUUGAAACCCAACGAGAUGGAGAUUAUCUCCGUGCUGGCGAUGGUAACAAUACGGCCAACGACGAGUUCUUUGUUUGGCAUGGAACCAAACAUCCACAAGAUUUUCUGUCCGAUGGAAAUCAGAUGUGGCUGAGAUUCACCUCGAAUGGUUACUCAAGUCGCGAUGGCUUUCAUCUAUCGGCUUCCAGUGUUCCAUCAAACGAAACCUUGACGUGUAUCCCUGGUGAUGUAGACUGUGGACAUUCUGUUUGCAUUCCUGGUGCCUGGCAGUGUGAUGGUCAGUCAGACUGUCUGGAUGGACGUGAUGAACUCAAUUGCGAUGAGGACAGGGUCGUGUAUCUCAGUGCGGGCGAGACAGGGCGGAUAGCCUCAACCCUGUAUCCAGAGAACUAUCCUCACAACCUGACCGUUACCUGGAUCCUUCAAACGGAAGAGAGCAGAAAGAUCCUACUGAACUUCUCGGCGUUUGACACUGAGAACAGAUUGGACUUCCUCCAGGUCGGAGAUGGAGACAGCACUGCGUUCUUUGAGUGGAGCUGGAGCAAACUGCCUCCUGAGCUGCUGUCAAGCGGCAGCACAAUGUGGCUGAGAUUCAUAUCCGAUGAAAGCAUCUCAAGGACUGGGUUUUUGUUGUCCGCUUCUAGCGUCCAGAAAGAAAAUUUGACGUGUUCGGCGGACGAAUUGGAUUGUGGACAUUCGGUGUGCAUUAGGAGUGACUGGCAGUGUGAUCACGUACCGGACUGCAUGGAUGGGAGUGAUGAAUCAAACUGCAAUUAUGAUGUAUAUCUGAAUGCAGAUGAAAGUGUUAGCAUAGCAUCUCCACUAUAUCCUUCCGACUAUCCCAACAACUUUGGCAUGACGUUGAACAUCCAAACGGAGGAGGAUCGCAAGAUUCUCAUCACCUUCGCUGGUUUCGAGACUUCGGGUGAAGAUGGCGUUUUUCGAGCUGGCGAUGGCAUAAAUGGUGUGAAUGGCAGUGACGUGUUUUUUAUUUUGAGCGGUGACCGGCAAGCACCCGAGCUACUCUCCGAUGGAAAUAUGAUGUGGAUCAGCUUCGAAUCAGGCAAAGGCACUCCAAGCCGGGGAUUCUCGUUAUCUGCUGCUAGCGUUCCAUCGACUGAAACGCUGAGGUGCACCUUGUCUGAAAUUGACUGUGGGAACGUGUGUGUUUCUGGAAACGGUCGGUGUGAUGGUUUUUCGGACUGCGUCGACGGACGUGAUGAAACCGACUGCGCAAGCUGUGAAGGUCGUUGUUUCUUAGAUGGAAGCAGGGGUGGAUGCUUUUGCGAUGAUGUGUGCGAAUCUUUCGGAGAUUGUUGCUCCGACUUUGUUGUCAAAUGCAAGGCCUUUCUCUUCUUCACAACUCCACUACCAGCUGUCAAUGAAUGCAAUCCGCCGUCCCAUAAUUGUGAUGUUAAUGCAAUCUGUACUGACACGCCGUCGAGUUUCACAUGCACCUGCACUUCAGGAUUUGUAGGAGAUGGUACAACUUGCGCAGAUGUGCAGUCUCCAAACAUCACUUGUCCCGCCGACCUGACAGUUUACACUAACUGUCGCAAGAACUAUUCAAGAGUCUUGCUACCUGAGGCAGAUUCUGUCUUCGACAACUCGGGUGUCUCCUACAUUACAAUUGAUGUAGAUGGCUCUGCCUACGACGCUUUUGACACUGUCAACCUUGAUAUCUGGUCGUCGCCCCAUUUAGUGCGCUACAAUGCAACCGACGAGUCCUUUAAUUUUGCACAGUGUGAAAUGUACAUCAGAGUUGCUGCGCUUCCAGAUUCAUCGUUUUGCACAUCAACGGCCAACCCUCCAAACUGCAUUUGUCUGCCUGCCAUGGGACAAGGCUGCACCUGCUCGUCCGGAUACUGUGGACACGACUGUUCUCAGUCAUCGGAGGGUGUCGAGUGCAUUGGUCCUGCUAUGCCAUAUCCAAAUUGCACAGACAUUGAUGAAUGCGAUCCAGGGCACUCGGGUCCACGCUGUACCUCUGAUGCCGGCAAAGUUCAGUGUCCCGAGGUUGAUAACAAGUGUCUUGGCGAGGGAGUCUCAGCUGCUUAUGUCGGUUGGAUACUUUCCGAUGACAUCAAUCAAGCUGACAUCGAUUGUGUAGAUUUCGCUGGGAACAGAUCCAGCUUGAAUGCCACAGGGGGAACGUUUGGUACUGGCGAUCACGACGUGAUCUGCUUUUCCAAAACCGAUGCCUUUCCGGAGUGUCUCAUUUCCUUUAUAGUUUCAGCCUACCCAAGUCUCACAGUACCAGCCGUCGAUGAUCAGUGCACGGACCCAGGCAUGGACACAUCUACAGUGACAUGGACCGAGGUUUAUGCCACGGACGCCGGUGAAGUCACCAUCGAUUGCACAGAGUCUGGUGAUGGCGUCGGUGUCGGUAUUGCAGGAGGUGUAUUUGGAGUGGGGAACCAUACCAUCACCUGCCGUGCUGUCAAUUCCGCUGGCUGUGUGACUUCUGAGGAUUUCAGUUUCACCGUCAAGAAGGGAAACCUGCUACCAUUUGGCCCGGCGAUUGGGGAUGGCCUCCUGUCAGAUGUACCCCAGGAGUCAUUUCUGCCAAGUAAGGAUUUGAUAUCACCUACCAUCUACCCGCCAGAUUUCUUUCCCUUCUGCGAUGGACUGUACCAGAAACUGUAUUUCACUGACAAUGGUGUGAUUGUCCUUUCGAAUGAGCAAAGUCUCGACAAACUCGGAUUUCCUAGUGCGCCAAGUAGUGUCUUCACUGGCAACAAGGCAAUGAUAACUCCAUUUUGGGCCGAUGUCAAAGGCGAUGCUUUCAGCCCAACCAGUAACGUUUUCUGGCAGGCGUAUGAUCAGUAUGAGGGAAACGUCAACCAGGACAUGUUGGACAUCAUCAGUGAUACCGUGUCGACCAGAUUCAGCAAUUUCUCAGCCAACUGGGCUCUCGUUGUUACUUGGAGUAAUGUUCGAGCAAUUUCAUUAUCUCGUGAGACAAACACAUUCCAAGCUGUUCUCGCGACGGACGGUAUUCGUGGCUUUGUGAUAUUCAAUUACGAUCCCUGCGGCACAAAUUGGGACUUCAGCUUUUUACUGAACAAGAAUGUCAUCCAGGGCUUUACCUGCGGGACGCCCGAUGCUGAUCCUGUCUACGUGGUGAACGUACCGGGGGAAUCGCUGUACCACCCCGGUACCACCAAAGGAAAUGUGGGUCAGGCAGGACGUUGGGUGUUCCGCCUCAACACACCAAGACCGGACUUCGUCAAUCCCCGCCAACAGUGUCACAACUGGCACAGCCGCCAGCCACCUUACCAUUCACUUGGUAUCUAUUUGGAUGCCUUCGCUGAUACGUGCCCCUGCAGCCUUGUCAAUGCCCGGUUGGACUGGCGAUACAUACCGAUCCCAGCCUAUAAUCUGCCUCCAGAACUACGUUCAGAUUUCCCUGCUGUUUGUUACGUGCGACUGUACCAAUCGCCCGGAGCGCCAGGCCCUCAGUGUUGCUACAAUACUUUCACCGGUGAUCUCCUGUAUGACGUGAGGAGUCCUAGGGUCGCUUCUGUCUUGGAGAGGUUCCCGUUCAGUCCAAUAUUUUACACGGACGAUUGGUACCAACAGUGGUUAGAUGAAGAGGUGUGGCCUCGGUACUAUUGCUGUGAACAAUCAACGCUUUGCCAUCUGUACAAACAAUGGCGCCCUCUUAUGGAUUGCAAGGCGUAUGUUCCUCCUGCCUGGUUGUGGUUGUGGGGCGACCCCCAUGUCGUUACGCUUGAUGGACUGGAGUACACCUUCAAUGGUCUGGGGGAAUACACACUAGCACUCAUCGAGGAUGACGAUGGACAAAGAGUCUUUCAACUACAAGGUCGCACACGACAGGCCGUGGAUACGGAGACAGGGGAACUUAGCCAGGCAACUGUCUACUCUGGAUUCGCUGCGGUGUACACAGGAGAAGCAAGGAUUGAGGUCAAGUUGAGUGAUGAUGCCAUGGAUUUGGUAACGACUGUCAAUGGGACCGUUGUCACACCCACUACUCAAGGAUUGGUGUUUGACAAUCUUCGGGUGACGAAGACAGGGAACCCAAUCAAAGUGAGCGUCGUGUAUUCUGAUCAUGUCACCUUUAUUGUUGGAGUGAACAACAGCAUGGCCGACAUCACAGUCCUUUUCAACGAGGACCUCAAAGGCAAAACCAAGGGAAUAAUAGGUGUGUGGGAUGACGACCCCAGCAAUGAUGUUUUGAAGCCUGAUGGAUCUCUGCAAACGGGCUCUGGAGACAAUGGAGUGCUGGUGGAGAUAGACUACUUCGAAUUUGGCGAAGCAUGGAGAAUUGAGGAGGAAGACUCUCUGUUCUUCUACCAGUCUCCUGCUGAAAGCUAUGACUCCUUGAACGACCCCAACUUCAGUCCAGACUUCCUGCAAGAGUUGAUUGACAAGGCACCGCCGGGCAAAUACAACGAGGCCAAGGCGGUCUGCGGGUCAAGCAAAACGUGUCUGUACGAUUCCUUGGCUCUGAAUGAUACAAGCAUCGGUAUGGCUACCUUAAUGCUCAAUGAGAUGAACAGCAUUAAUAUGGUGUUGUCAACGAACUUCCCGCCCAAUCUGACGCUGGUGGAGUCCAUUGAGGUGGUUGUAGGACAGACCUUCACCUUGCAAUUAGAAGCAACAGAUCCAGAUGGAGAUAAUAUCACAUACCACCUGCUUUCGAUGGUAGAAGGGGCAUCAAUUUCACCUGAUGACGGUCUGUUUACAUGGACUCCUGCAAACAGGUCCAAGGUCUCGAUUGGUUUCCAAGCCACCGACGGUAAAGCCAAUGCAGCACUGGAACCCAUUGUGAAGCUUUGCGGCUGUGAGAAUGCCGGCGCAUGCCUGUUCGAUCAGUACGUCAGUGGAACCAAUCUCGUGCAGGAUCGUUUCGGGGUGGUAUUGUGUGAGUGUCAGUCGGGCUGGUCUGGUGAGUUUUGCGAUACGGAUUACGACGCCUGCGCUGACAACCCUUGUUUCAUGGGCGUGGCUUGUACUGAUGAGGCCCCGCCAUCGUACAACAGUACCUGCGGACCUUGCCCUGAAGGACUCGAGGGAGACGGCAAGAGCUGCCAAGAUAUUGAUGAGUGCGAGUUGUACAAAAACCAGACAGCUAGCAGUGGUGGACUAGGCUGCGAUCAUAACUGUGACAACAUCCUCAUGAACUACACGUGCAGCUGUAAUCCUGGAUAUGUACUUCACGACGAUGACAGACAGUGUAUCGAAGCACCUUCCACUAUGGCUCCUACCUCAGCCGCAGAUUCAACGCCAACUGAUCAGUCAGAGACCUCUACUGCAGCAGAAGAAGCGCCAUCAACGGUGGCUCCGAUGUUGGCUUCAACAACUUCGGGAACCUCUUCCGCAGCAGAAGAAGCGCCAUCAACGGUUGCUCCGAUGUUAGCUUCAACAACUGAUCAGUUGGGAACAUCUUCUGCAGCAGAAGAAGCGCCAUCAACGGUUGCUCCGAUGUUAGCUUCAACAACUGAUCAGUUGGGAACAUCUUCUGCAGAUGAAGCGCCAUCAACGGUGGCUCCGGUGUCAUCUGCAUCAGCUUCAACGAGUUACCAAUCGGAUACCUCUUCUGCAGACGUUCCAUCUACGACCCCUCAGAGAUCAACUUCAACUUCGGGUUUGACUUCAAAAACAACUACCGGUCCUGCAGAUGAGACAACGUUUACUGCAACAUGUGAUAUCACUCACAUUGAUGGUUUGAAUGCUACUUUUGACGAUGCUUACUUGGAUUCUACAACAGAAGAAUACGAAAGUUUAAGUUUAAGGAUCAUCAAUGCGAUCUCUCUGGAAUUCAGUGUAAGGUAUUCAGUCAACCAGGUAACAAUCGUGGUUGUUUUCAAGUUUGCUGUGAAUGCAAUCGGAGUGACUUUGGACAUCACAGUUGUCAUUGUGAUUGACAUCAGUGAUCUUUUGGAUUUAAUUCGCUGUGCGCUUGAGAAAGCUCUGAUCGUCAUCAAAAAUCUGCUCGCCCAAGAACAAACCACCACUCCUGAGCUAACCAGCACUCCAGAACUAACCAUCACUCCAGAACCAACCACCACUCCGAUACAAUCAACCGCCAUUACAUCAGCUACCACCGUAGAUGGACCUCCCACAACAGCACAAACCACUACUCAAGAACCAACCACCACUCCAAACUGCCAGGUGAUAAGUUGUCUGAAUGGAGGGACAUUCGAUGCUGAGUUUUGCGAGUGUGUUUGCCCACCUACACACUCUGGAGUAACAUGCUCUGAUGAGAAUCUGUGUCUGUCUGGUGAUAGAUGCCCUGGUGUACAAAGCUACUGUUUGCCAGACUUAAACCAAGAUGGCUUCACUUGCAGUUGCAGUGUUUUCGAUGGGUUUUUCCCGCAGGACGAUGGUUCAUGUCGAGAACUUCCGUCUAAACAGAUUGUGCUGACAGUUGAUUUGGAUUUCAAUCAGGCCUUCAGAAAUCCGUCAUCAAGUGCAUUCAGGAGGCUAGCUGCUGUGUUUGAACGGAUGAUUUUCAUGAUAUUGAAUGAGAACCCAUCCACCAACGGUGUAUCGUCAGUUCACGUCCCGUGGCUGCAGGAAGGCAGUGUUAUCAUCAGGUCUGUGGCUUCAUUUGAAAAUGGUGCGCCCUCAGAAUCCACCCUGCAGCAAGUCAUGUCGAACAGUCCAUCGCUGAUCGACGGCAAUACAGUCAUCAACAUAAUCAACCCGGAUUCCAUCAUUGUAAAUGAUGGGGAAGUAGUCUGUGUACCUACUUACUGCAAGAAUGGUGGGACUUGUGAGACGUCUGGAAACUUCCCUAACGUAUUGUUUACGUGCAGUUGUCAAGCUUCAUAUACCGGGGAACGUUGCGAGACAGAACUUGAAGAGCCUGACGAUGGCGGCCUAUCCACAGUCGCUUUAGUACUCAUCAUCGUUGGCUUGAUUGUGCUGAUUACCGUUGUGGUGUGCAUGCUGGUCUGCAUGUGUCUCCUCAUUCAGAGGCAACAGGCCAAGGCACUGGCUUACCGUGAGGACAGGCAACGGUCUCGUGUGCCAAGAGAAAGCCGGAACGCUUUCGAUAACUACGUUGAUCUGAGCGCGGAGUAUGGUGAUGUCUCCCGUUCGGUAGAUGCCUAUGAUGAGGGGGAUAGGAUGAAUCGUCUGAUGCACGUGAUGAGCCGAUCUCCCUACCUACAGCAGAACUUGUCUGGUCAAGAGGAGUUUGUCCGACCCUACAUGGUUACUGGAAUGGAAGGGCCUUACCAUGAGGAUCCCCCUGUCAACCUUGCAGGUCGUGUGGUGCGCAAUCCCAUGGUCAACUAGACUUUGCAUCCGUCGACUACAUUUGAGAAACCCGACUGUAACGUAUUCUACAAUUCAUUCUUUUUAAUCCUGCGGUAAAAUGUCAAAAAAAGCUACCCUUGUUUUUUUUAUCCUUAUUCAUAAAUUAACCUAUCGCAAGAGAAUCGCGUCAAGGCAGCUUGUAAAAUGUUGUCCAAUUACGUGAUAUACAAAAUGGACGCGGAACGCGCAAAAAUCUGAGACAAACACAAUUUAUCAUACACAAUUCCAUAGGGUUGCCUAA
Messenger RNA from Patiria miniata (bat star), 8723 nucleotides. RefSeq lists its product as uncharacterized. Gene Ontology annotation, cellular component: membrane. NCBI's taxonomy places the organism in Eukaryota, Metazoa, Echinodermata, Asteroidea, Valvatida, Asterinidae. The coding region runs from base 95 to 8461 and encodes 2788 amino acids. Gene Ontology annotation, biological process: cell-matrix adhesion. The transcript is spliced from 52 exons. Gene Ontology annotation, molecular function: protein binding; calcium ion binding. The record is from RefSeq and is a predicted model, not a curated record.